Messenger RNA from Rhopalosiphum maidis (corn leaf aphid), 2950 nucleotides. Its product is annotated as leucine-rich repeat-containing protein 24. The coding region runs from base 487 to 2361 and encodes 624 amino acids. The record is from RefSeq and is a predicted model, not a curated record. Gene Ontology annotation, molecular function: protein binding. The transcript has 3 exons. NCBI's taxonomy places the organism in Eukaryota, Metazoa, Arthropoda, Insecta, Hemiptera, Aphididae.
GCCAGUCAGCAACACUUCGUGCGCUGUUUUCAGUGAUCGUGUUUGUCGAAUUAUUUUAACAAACGUACAUAAUACGUACAUGAUAAACGAUUUUUAUUUUUUUUUUUACGUACCUACUCGUUUUUUCGGAUAAAAUCGUAUCGACGGAGUUGAGUGUUUUACCACAAUAAAUACUAUUUGAAAUCGGUGUUCGAAAUUAUUAUUAUUCUUAUUUUAUAGUCAACUAACUCUCAGGUGGAGCUGUGAAAUCGUUUUGUGGUAGUGCAUUUUUGUGGUUGUUCAUUUAAAUUUUAAUUUUUACCGCGUGGAAGAAUAAUCAAAUACAAUUUCAACAUAAGAACGUGUUCAGAGUGCGGUUCAGUGCUAAUUAAACCAGAACGAACAAAUGUGAGGCCAUAUUUUGUGUUUUAUAUGCGUGCAUUUGAAAACUUGGAGGACUCUAUGUGGCAACACGUACUGAAGAUAAGAUGACCAAAUGCGUGGACAAUGCCCGGUGGCCAGCCAGUGCAGCUGAUCGUCAUGGUGUUGGUGUAUUGUGGAACAAUAUUUGCAGAUUGGGCCGAUUGUCCAACCCCUUGUCAAUGCAAGUGGAGUUCGGGAAAAAAAACAGCAUUAUGCAAAGAUGCCGAUUUUACCGAUAUACCUUUAUCGCUCAAUCCAGAUAUGCAGGUACUUGAUUUGAGCUCUAAUAACAUACGCCACUUACCGGAGGACGCGUUUAAAAAAGUAGGACUCCUAAAUCUGCAACGAGUAUUUUUACGCGGUUGCGGAAUACGGAAUGUCCAUAAAGAUGCGUUCAGAGAGCUGAAAAUACUUAUAGAACUAGAUCUUAGUGAUAACUUGAUUGGUUCAUUGCAUCAAGAGACAUUUCUGGGCAAUGAACGACUUCGUGUACUCUAUUUAAACGGAAAUCCAUUAACUGAAAUUAAAGAAGUUCAAUUUCCCGUAUUACAGCAUCUCCGAACUCUAGAAUUACAACACUGUCAAAUCAAGCGAAUUCACAGAGAUGCUUUCUUGCACUUGUCCUCGUUGGAGUCGUUAAAUUUAAACGGAAACCUAUUAAAAUGGUUAUCAGAAACUGUAUUUUUGCCGAUAUCAAAAUUAAAAACAUUAUCUUUGGAUGGAAACCCGUGGGUGUGUGAUUGCCGUCUAAGAAGUUUUCGAAACUGGUUUGUUUCGUCAAAUUUAUAUUCACACCCGUUGUCAUGUAUUGAACCGAAUAUAUUGUCGGGUAGUCGGUGGGAGAAUAUCAAACCACCAGAGUUUGCAUGUCCCCCAGUAGUCAAGAUUGAUAGAAACAGUGUGUUAGAAGAUGCCGGUAAUAUUACUUUUACAUGUAAAGUGACCGGGGAUCCUGAGCCAGAAGUCAACUGGUAUUUCAAUGGACAUAGUAUAGACAACUAUACGGAUCGAAUGGAUGAAAAUCGUACGUGGUUAGAUAACAAUCGAAUGUGGAGUGCCCUUCACAUAUUAAAUGUUUCAGACGUAGUGGCUGGCGAAUUUACAUGUGAAGCUCGGAAUUCACGUGGACAAAUGUCAGCCAAUGUAUCGUUAGCUUUACCAGAAGUAGCAGUUGCUACGACAUUAAGCAAAUCUAAAUCCAUGUAUUUGGUUAUAGUUUGUGUAGCCGCUAGUGCAACGGUUUUAUUAUUUUUGAUAGGCUUGACAUGUUGCGUAUGUCAAAUAAAAAAAUCUGGAGGACGGCGCGAUAGUAAGACAAAUUUUAAAGGAAGUACUAGUUUUAGCGAUGCGGACAAACGACUACUCGACGCAAGCAUAUCGACCACACAAGCCGGGAGCUGUGAAAUGCUUGGCGGAUCUUCUUGCCAGGACUUGGAGCUCAUUGAACAGUCAUUACAAAAUAUCCCAUUGGCCUCCGUCUGCGAUCAACAACCGGUUCACAUAACUAUUGAGAGUCAUGAUCCCAAUUCUAGUUUGUCAUUGUAUCCACCACCACCAGAAUUUUCCACUAGUAUUCUGCCAUCAGUCAGUGGUUUUGGAAAUAUAUUUAUUUCAGUAUCAGUGAGUCAAGAACCACCAGACCCUGAAUCUAGGUAUCCAGACUUACUUGACAUGAAACACAGACAAAAACAAAGCGUUAGUGUUGGUACUAGCUCAACCCAUCAUCUUCCACCAGCUUCGUCAUAUUACGCCACUAUGCCGAGGAAAAAACGAUUGAUAGACCAUCAAUCCAUCAAAUCGGUAAUGCCACAUUACGAUAACAUGGGUCCUAGAAUUACAGCAACGGGAAGUUGUACGAACUUGUCAUCUCUUUCUAACAGUGGUGAAUCUUCCGACGAUAUACCGCCACCACCACCGCCACCUUUAUGUACUGGACACACUGACUACGUGGCUCUAUAAUCAAAUAAUUAUAAUUUAUGUAUCUAUGAAAAAAUAAUUUUGAAAUCAUUCUUUGGAGUAUAAAUAAAUAGAUAUUUUAAGGAAUACAUAUUUAAUAUGUAUGAUUUCGAUAUUGUUUACAAUAUUGUAGACUAUAUUCACAAAAAAAAAAAAAGAAAAAAAACCAUAAUUUAUGUAAAAUGUUUUAAACAAAAUAACAUUUGGAAUCUGCACAGAAAGCUAAAUACAAUUUAAAAGAAGGUAUUGUUACUAUUGACGUUUAAACAGAACAUUGAAAGCUUAAGUCGUAUUAUCCGUCAUCAAUCACAUGGCAUUUAUUAUGGGGGCAGUAUUAUUAAUAAAAUACUAAAAUAGUAUUAUAGAGGAAAACCUGAAUACAAUAAAUAAUAAUGGGAAAUAGAAAGAAAAAAGUAAUCAUUGUAUAAAUAAAAGUUUGGUCCUGUUACUUUCUGUUUGUUCGUUUAUAUGUUGUUUUUUUUUUACGAAGUCAGUAGGUUAAACUUGACAAUCUAUAGUUUUAAUACUUAAACGAUAAGUAUUUUAUGUUAAAAUUGGAAUCAAAAAUCUUAUUUUCUAAUUAAUCAUGGUU